AUGGGAAGCAGCUGCAGCAGCCGGCGAGCAGCUGGCACCGGGCCCGGGGCUGCCUGCGGAGGGGUCCCGCUGCACCGCCUCACUUCCAGCCCCUUCCAGACGCGAGUGUACGGGCGGGACCGCGUCCGCUUCCUGGAGAGCCUGGUGGUGGGGGACAUCGCCGAGCUGCUCCCGGGACAGGGCACCCUGACACUGCUCACCAACGAGUGCGGUGGCAUCGUGGAUGACCUCAUCGUCACCAACACGGUGGAGGACCACCUCUACGUGGUGUCCAACGCAGGCUGCGCUGACAAGGACCGGGCUGUCAUGGAGGGCAGAGCGGCAGAACUGAGGGCAGCCGGCAGUGAUGUACACCUGGAGGUGUCGGACAACGCAUUGCUGGCGCUGCAAGGGCCCUCCAUGGCACAGGUGCUGCAGGCUGGGCUGCCAGAUGACCUGACCAAGCUGACCUUCAUGACCAGCACAGCCACCACUGUCUUUGGCGUGCCGGGCUGCCGUGUGACACGCUGUGGCUACACCGGCGAGGACGGUGUGGAGAUCUCAGUGCCCGCAGGGCGAGCCGUGGAGCUGGCAGAGCGGCUGCUGGGCUGCCCUGAGGUGUGGCCGGCAGGGCUGGCAGCCCGGGACAGCCUGCGCCUGGAGGCUGGGCUCUGCCUCUACGGCAACGACAUCGAUGAGAGCACCACGCCAGUGGAGGCUGGGCUGCUGUGGACCCUGGGGAAGCGCCGGCGCACAGCCAUGGAUUUUCCCGGUGCAGCCAUCAUCAUGGAGCAGGUGAAGGAGAAGCCAAAGCGGAGGCGUGUGGGGCUGACAUCGGUGGGUCCCCCGCUCCGGCCGCCUGCCGCCAUCCUGGGCCCCGAGGGCACGCCUGUGGGCAUGGUGACCAGCGGCUGCCCCUCGCCCUCCCUGGGCAAGAACAUCGCCAUGGGCUACGUGCAGGCUGCGCACAGCCGCCCCGGCACCACGCUCACCGUUGAGGUGAGGAAGAAGCAGCACCCAGCACUGGUCACCAAGAUGCCCUUCGUGCCCACACAUUAUUACAUGGCCAAGUGAGACCCGGCCCCAUUAAAGCCCCUCGACCAUC
Messenger RNA from Meleagris gallopavo (turkey), 1084 nucleotides. The record is from RefSeq and is a predicted model, not a curated record. NCBI's taxonomy places the organism in Eukaryota, Metazoa, Chordata, Aves, Galliformes, Phasianidae.